This is a messenger RNA of Cucumis melo (muskmelon), 1251 nucleotides long. Its product is annotated as NAD(P)H dehydrogenase (quinone) FQR1-like. The coding region runs from base 447 to 1055 and encodes 202 amino acids. The record is from RefSeq and is a predicted model, not a curated record. The transcript is spliced from 4 exons. Gene Ontology annotation, molecular function: NAD(P)H dehydrogenase (quinone) activity; FMN binding. Lineage: Eukaryota; Viridiplantae; Streptophyta; Magnoliopsida; Cucurbitales; Cucurbitaceae.
UGUGGGAAAAGCAUAUGAAGAAAGUUAGUUCUUCUAUCACUCUUUAGAAAAUGAUUUCGUUCAUCGAAUGGAUGAAUUUUACUUACAUCAAUAGUGAAUCAGAUUGAAUCUUUCACCUGAUGAAGAAGGGAGAACUUCCAAUACGAAGAAGAAUGAAGUUUUAAUCAAAGAAAACAAUGAUGGUGGAAGGAGUGGAGUGGACAUCAACCGUCCCACAAUUCAACAUUAUUACUAACGAAACCCCACCAAAAUUGGGGUUAGACCCCAUUAAUUAUGGUAUUAAAAAAAAACAAAUAACAUUUUCGUAGAACACAGCUUGUAGAGCACUAUAAAUUGGGGUCCCCCUUAAUGUCAAUACUGUCAAACAUUUCGCUCACCCACUCAAAUUAGAGAGAACAAGAAGAAGAAGAAGAAGACAUACAGACAGAAACUCAGAGAAUCUAUCAAUGGCCACCAAAGUUUACAUUGUAUACUAUUCCACUUAUGGACAUGUCUUGAGGCUGGCAGAGGAAAUUCAAAAAGGAGCUGCUUCUGUGGAGGGAGUGGAAGUCAAAUUAUGGCAGGUGCCUGAAACGUUACCAAGCGAGGUUCUUGAAAAGAUGCAAGCACCACCGAAGGGUGAAGCACCGAUCAUUACGCCAAGUGAACUCGCUGAAGCUGACGGUUUACUAUUCGGGUUCCCUACAAGAUUCGGAAUGAUGUGUGCUCAAUUCAAAGCAUUCAUGGAUGCAACAGGAAGUUUAUGGAGAACACAAUCACUUGCAGGAAAGCCAGCAGGCAUUUUCUAUAGCACUGCUUCUCAAGGAGGUGGACAGGAGACUACACCCUUAACAGCCAUAACUCAGCUGGUUCAUCAUGGCAUGCUGUUUGUUCCAAUUGGAUAUUCGUUCGGAGCUGGAAUGUUCGAGAUGGAAAACAUCAAGGGCGGGAGCCCUUACGGUGCUGGAACUUUAGCCGGUGAUGGCUCCAGACAGCCUUCUGAACUUGAACUGCAGCAAGCUUUCCAUCAGGGGAAGUACUUUGCUGGCAUUGCAAAGAAGCUCAAGGGAAACUGAUUGUUUUCUAUACUUAUUAUUUGUUCUCCCCGCCAUUAUAUAUAUUAAUAUAAUAUAUAAUAUAUAUAUAGCUGUUCUUUGUUGAAGAAUUUGCUAUAUCCUGUGUUUUGUCUUUUGAUUUGUGUAUGUAUUGAAUCUUACACUGCUACCAAACAUUAUUAUCUAUCAAAGUUAUCUGCUAUGCAUGUAUUUUUAA